Closterium sp. Naga37s-1 is the source of this 1356-nucleotide messenger RNA. NCBI's taxonomy places the organism in Eukaryota, Viridiplantae, Streptophyta, Zygnematophyceae, Desmidiales, Closteriaceae. The record is from the annotation of a GenBank genome assembly.
AUGAGGUGGCCCGUACCCGUGCCCCACCCUCUAUCACACUUCCCCUCCUCCUCCUCCUCCUCCUCCUCCUCCUCCUCCUCCUCCUCCUCCUCCUCCUCCUCCUCCUCCUCCUCCUCCUCCUCCUCCUCCUCCUCCUCCUCCAACCCCUAUUCACCCCGACCCCCCCCACCUCCCCAGAUCAGCGGCCCUUCCCCCAACCCUCUACGCCUGCCCUCUUCCCCCUCCCCCUCAAACCACCAGCAGCUGGCGGAAAGGGGAGGGGGGAAGACGGGGGGGGGAACGGUGGGGGAAAGUACAAGGAAAUUGGGGGAGACGAGUAAACUGGGAAGUGGUGGGAAAACGGGCGGAAAAAAGGGAGGAAAAAAGGGAGGAAAAGGGGGAGGAAAAGGGGGCGGGAAAGGGGGAGGGAAAGGGGGAGGAAAAGCGGGAGGGAUAGGGGGAGGGAAAGGGGGAGGGAAUGGGGGAAAUGGUGGGGGGUAUGAUGACGGGUAUGGGGAUGACAACGGGGGGUGGGAGGAAACACCUAUUGAUGAUGGGAGCUGGGAUAACGGCGCCUCCCCUCCCCCCUCUUCCCGCCGCCAACCUCCCUCCCGCAAGCCUUCCCCCUCCCCCAAGCGUUCCCCCUCCCCCAAGCGUUCCCCUUCCCCCAAACGUCCACUUCCCCCAAAACUUCCGCCCUCCCCCAGACGCCCACCACCCUCCCCUCGCCGCCCACCCUCCCGCGCCCCUCCCUCCUCCCGCAUACAGCCUCCCUCCCCCAGACGUCCGCCCUCCCCCAAACGUUUCCCCUCCCCCAAACCUCCCCCCUCCCCCAAACGCACCCCCGCCCCUCGCCGCCCACCCUCCUCCCCUCGCCGCCCACCCUCCUCCCCUCGCCGCCCACCCCCCCGAUCACGCCCUCCUUCCCGUGGCCAUCCCCCGUUGCCCGGGCGACCUCCAUUUCAAAACGUGUGUACGCACAUGCAGUGUGCGGGGAAGGCCAAGUGCCGCGCGCUGGGAGGCACUGCCAAGUGCGUGUGUGAACGGCCGUUCCUCACAGCCAACCGCACGUGCGUUGACCCCUGCACAGUGACCACGUGUCCGGUGUAUAGCGACUGUCGGGUGGUGGGCAGGAGUGUGCGGUGUGUGUGCUGGGCGGGGUUCUACCAGAAGAAGAGGGCGUGCAUAGACCGCUGCCAGCUGUGCCCAUCCAACACUGUGUGCAUUCACCUGACACGCCGGGCCUUCACCUGCGCCCGCCCUGUUGCACGCAGACGCACACUAGAGCAUGCAAGUGAGUCGUAUGCGCUCAUGCAUGUGUGCGUGUGUGUGUCCUUACCCUCUUGCACGCAGACGCACACUAGAGCAUGCAAGUGA